AUGGGCAUCGAUGUCAAAAAGAAGGUGCUGAAACGAAAACUGAAACAAAUGAAGGACGGUCAUGAGAAGAAAAAGGCCAAAGAAGUGGUAGAAGAGCAACCGAUGGAGGACGAUGAUGGUGAAAAGGUAGAAGAUGAAGAACAACAGGCUGAGGAGAAUACUGGUACCAAGGUUUCUGAGUUCUUGACGAAGACAACUUUCGCAUCAUUGGAUGGAAAAGUAAACUCAAAUUUGUUGAAGUCGGUGCAAAGACUGGGCUUCACCACAUUGACUGAAAUUCAAGCCAAAACGAUCGAUCCGUUGCUUGAGGGAAAAGAUGUGCUAGCCUCUGCGAAGACUGGAUCGGGAAAAACUCUCGCGUUUCUGCUUCCUGCCAUUGAACUCCUUCAUAAACUGAACUGGAAGCAGCAUAAUGGAACUGGAGUCAUCAUCGUCUCGCCUACUCGCGAGCUUUCGAUGCAAACGUACGGAGUGUUAACCGAGCUCUUGGAAGGUUCUAAUUUGACUUUUGGACUCGUUAUGGGAGGAUCGAACAGAAGUGCAGAAAAAGACAAGCUGGCUAAAGGUGUUUCCAUCUUGGUCGCCACUCCUGGACGUCUUCUCGACCAUCUUCAAAAUGACAACUUCCUAGUUCGCAAUUUGAAAUGUUUGAUCAUUGACGAAGCUGAUAGAAUUCUGGAUAUCGGAUUCGAGAUUGAGAUGCAACAGGUUCUCCGUCAUCUGCCAAAACAACGUCAGUCGAUGUUGUUCUCUGCAACACAUUCUCCAAAAGUUGACGAAUUGGUAAAAUUGGCUCUUCAUUCAAAUCCAGUUCGUGUAUCAGUAAACGAGAAAGCAGAAGAAGCUACUGUCGAAGGAUUGCAGCAAGGAUACAUUGUGGCUCCUUCUGACAAACGUCUUCUCCUUUUGUUCACAUUCUUGAAGAAAAACAAGACUAAGAAAGUGAUGGUCUUCUUCUCGUCAUGCAAUUCAGUCAAAUUCCAUCAUGAGCUUCUCAACUACAUUGACGUUCCGUGCAUGUCUAUUCAUGGAAAGCAGAAACAACAGAAACGUACUUCAACAUUCUUCACGUUCUGUCAAGCUGAAAGUGGAAUUCUCCUCUGUACCGACGUCGCUGCUCGCGGUCUGGACAUCCCAGCGGUUGACUGGAUCGUUCAGUACGAUCCUCCAGAUGAGCCAAGGGAAUACAUUCAUCGCGUUGGACGUACGGCGCGUGGAACAAAUGGAAGUGGAAAAGCACUGCUCGUUCUGAGACCGGAAGAACUUGGAUUUUUGAGAUAUUUGAAAGCUGCGAAAGUUACUUUGAAUGAAUUCGAGUUCUCAUGGAACAAGGUGGCCAACAUUCAAACACAGCUGGAGUCUCUCAUCAGUAAAAACUAUUAUCUCAACAAGUCGGCAAAAGAGGCAUACAAGUGCUAUUUGAGAGCGUAUGAUUCCCAUUCACUGAAGGACAUCUUCGAUGUGACUACUAUGGACCUAACAGCUGUUUCCAAAUCAUUCGGAUUCUCCGUUCCUCCAUUCGUCGAUCUUCCAAUCAGUAACAAGCCGAAGGUGGAGAUCAGAUCCAAACUUUCCGGGGCCGGAUACCGCAAGAAGAAGCAGUCGUUCAGUUUCAAGACGAAGAAAUGA
Molecule: messenger RNA, 1629 nt
Organism: Caenorhabditis briggsae
Lineage: Eukaryota; Metazoa; Nematoda; Chromadorea; Rhabditida; Rhabditidae
Biological process (GO): maturation of LSU-rRNA from tricistronic rRNA transcript (SSU-rRNA, 5.8S rRNA, LSU-rRNA)
Cellular component (GO): nucleolus
Molecular function (GO): ATP binding; nucleic acid binding
Source: RefSeq, a predicted model, not a curated record